This is a messenger RNA of Girardinichthys multiradiatus, 1776 nucleotides long. RefSeq names its product actin, beta 1 (gene actb1). The transcript is spliced from 7 exons. The record is from RefSeq and is a predicted model, not a curated record. The coding region runs from base 159 to 1286 and encodes 375 amino acids. Lineage: Eukaryota; Metazoa; Chordata; Actinopteri; Cyprinodontiformes; Goodeidae.
CCCUGCGCAAAGUUUGCCUUAUAUGGAAAGGGGCUGCAGCUCGAUCGCAAAUAAAGUCUUGCGAGUUAUUGGCCUUCAUUGCAGUCGCGCUCAGACACUCGAGGAGUACACGCAUCGUUCAGGUUGCACUACGCUGAUAGCCCUCCUUCACAGAGAAAAUGGAAGAUGAAAUUGCAGCUCUCGUUGUUGACAACGGCUCUGGAAUGUGCAAAGCUGGCUUUGCAGGAGAUGAUGCCCCACGUGCUGUCUUCCCCUCCAUUGUUGGCCGCCCCAGGCAUCAGGGUGUGAUGGUUGGAAUGGGCCAGAAAGACAGCUACGUAGGUGAUGAGGCACAGAGCAAAAGGGGAAUUCUGACCCUCAAGUACCCCAUUGAGCAUGGUAUUGUGACCAACUGGGAUGACAUGGAGAAGAUCUGGCAUCACACCUUCUACAAUGAGCUGCGAGUGGCCCCUGAAGAGCACCCUGUCCUGCUCACAGAAGCCCCCCUGAACCCAAAAGCCAACAGGGAGAAGAUGACACAGAUCAUGUUUGAGACCUUCAACACACCUGCCAUGUACGUAGCCAUCCAGGCUGUGCUGUCUCUGUACGCCUCUGGCCGUACCACUGGUAUCGUCAUGGACUCUGGUGAUGGUGUGACCCACACAGUGCCCAUCUAUGAAGGAUAUGCUCUGCCUCAUGCCAUCCUGAGGUUGGACUUGGCUGGCAGGGACCUCACAGACUACCUCAUGAAAAUCCUGACUGAGAGGGGUUACAGUUUCACAACCACAGCUGAGCGUGAGAUUGUACGUGAUAUCAAGGAGAAGCUGUGCUAUGUUGCAUUGGAUUUUGAACAAGAAAUGGGAACGGCUGCCUCCUCCUCUUCAUUGGAGAAGAGCUAUGAGCUGCCUGAUGGCCAGGUCAUCACCAUUGGAAAUGAGAGGUUCCGUUGCCCAGAGGCCCUCUUCCAGCCUUCCUUCCUUGGUAUGGAGUCAUGCGGCAUUCAUGAGACUACUUUCAACAGCAUCAUGAAGUGUGACGUGGAUAUCCGUAAGGAUCUGUACGCAAACACUGUCCUGUCUGGCGGUACCACCAUGUACCCAGGGAUUGCUGACCGUAUGCAGAAGGAGAUCACUGCUCUGGCACCCACAACCAUGAAGAUCAAGAUCAUUGCUCCUCCAGAGAGGAAGUACUCUGUAUGGAUUGGAGGCUCCAUCCUAGCUUCCCUGUCUACUUUCCAGCAGAUGUGGAUCAGCAAGCAAGAGUAUGAUGAGUCUGGCCCAAGCAUUGUCCACAGGAAGUGCUUCUAAACAGACUUUGUUCCAAGCCCCUCUCCCCUUCCGAAAAAACACUGCUCCAGCCCAAACAGGCUCUGCAUACCUGCACCGACACACUGUGUGCUGAGCCGACACCUCUUCCCAUUCUGUCAUCACUCUGGCUAUGGCACUAUGGCCCCUACUGGGCUGAAACUCUAAAGGAAGUGAAUAGCAUCCCUGGCGGUGUGAAUGUGUGAAACAUGUCGGUUGUGUAGGUCAUUCCAGAUGUCUUUGUUCACCACCUUAUUUGCCUCUAUGAAGGUUUUUCUGUUGUGCUUAUUGCCCAACAGAUCUGUAGUAUUGCUUAAUUUGUAAUUUAUGUAAUCUGAACUUUUGUUUUGUACUCUAAGCCUUAAUAUUUGGUCUGGUUUGUCGUCAAGAAAACAAGACUUCUACCUUGUGUUGAGGUGUGUGACAAGGUUUGUGCAUGGGGUGUUAAACCUCCAGUGUAAACAACAGCCCAAUAAAGCACACAUGUCUGAGA